AUGGACGGCGGUGGGAUCAUGGCCUGUGGACGAAGAACUGCUAGGAUGAAAGGCUUGGCGAGGGUGGCUGUGCUCCUGUCGACGGCGAUCUAUGCGGUAGCACAAGAGACGUGCACCAGCGUUACGGUAACCGGUGGUGACUUCCCCGGCGAUUACGAGCUAGGGGAGGGAGACGUGUACGUUGGGACGGACGAUUCAACGCGCGUCCUACAGCCGGUUGUAUUCGCGGAGAGCAGGGCACGAAGGAGCCUGGUGGGCGGUGGGGGCGAUGGGGGCGGCGGCGGCGGCGGCGGCGGCAGGAGGAGAGGCCUCGCGAACGAUUGCGCGUCUCAGAUGUGGAUCCUGGCGGACACCGGGGCGGUCGAGGAGGCAGGAUUCCCCUACUAUUCGACCUUCGACUGCGCGACGCAUCCCGCGAGCGUAGAGAGCACGUGGCUGUACGUUGACUGCGACGAUUGUGCCGAGGUAGCGACGAUUUCCGUCGUGUGCACGUCUUCGGCGGAGGACGCGGAGGACCUCCUGACCAGCGGUGACGGCGGCGAUAGCGGCCUGACCCUUCCCGUUAUCAUCGCCAUCGUCGCGGGAGGACUGAUCCUCCUGUUGUGCCUUGGUUUCUGCGUGGUCCACCGCAAGAAACGGGCCCACAAGGGAAGCCACACCUUUGCGGACGACUCGCAGCACAGCCUGGCCCAGCAGAAGAGGGCCGGGAAGGCGGGGGCCGGCGGCGCCGCGGUUGCGGGCGGUGGAGGCGGCGCUACUGCCGCUGCUGGUGGCAACGGGGCGGUGCCCCUCCCCGCGUACACCGGGGCGGUCGGCGAGACUGUCGAGAGCCCCAUGGCGGCGGGGGGCACCAUGGGUGAAAGCGGCGAUCGUGGCGUGGGCGGCGAUGGGCGCGGCAACGUGCGGGGCGGGGGUGGCGGUAGCGGUCGCAGCGGCGCCGGUCUGCUCGCGAAGGGCUCGAACGCCAAGAGCUUCAAGCCGAACCACGGCGGCGCGAACACUCCGGGGUACGAGGGCAUAUUCGCACCCCGCGGCGGCGGCGCCGCCGCCGGAGGCGCCGCCGGCGGCGGCCAGGGCACCG
Molecule: messenger RNA, 1081 nt
Organism: Ectocarpus siliculosus
Lineage: Eukaryota; Phaeophyceae; Ectocarpales; Ectocarpaceae
Source: the annotation of a GenBank genome assembly